AUGCACCUGCAGUCGUACUCAUUCCACCAUGUGCCGCUCAGGUGGCUGAUCCUCAAGCUUCCGCAUGGCGGCCAGUAUGUAUACGUCGACAGCUCCUAUCCCGCAGGUCCCUUGGGAGGCUAUGUCAUGUACAAUGACGAGUGGCCAAACGGCACCGUCUCUUUCCAUCUUGCGCACGCCAAAGGCGUGCUCGGCUUUGAGCAAGAUGGCGGAUUCUGGCUGGUCCACAGUGCACCCAAAUUCCCCAACAAUCCCAGCGAUGGUGAAUACACAGGCAUAUGCUGCGAGGAGUUUUGGGGACAACUGUUGGAGGGCCAGAACUUCAUGUGCAUAAGCAUGAGACCUGCUGCACUCAAUGAUGUGGCGAAACUGCUGCGCUUGCCAACCCUGUUCCUUUAUGAGUGGGAGCUGCCGCUCUGGAGCACCCUCGCCUAUCCGGCAAUGGCAGAUCUUGUCACUGGAGGAGGGGAGCCUUUCAUGGCGUUUGCCAAAGCAACAACGCCGCUGCAUGGCUUCGGCAUAUAUGAGGAUGUCAUUGAGCCACACUUUGGGGCAGGCAUGGAGGUCCAGAGCUGGCUGAAUGGGCGCAAUGCAAUUCCCUCACAGUGCCCGCCCACCACACAGUAUGAAUCUUUGAAUGUGAGGCAUGUGUACAUCAGAGCAGCCAACCGUGGCUGGGACAAUACGGUCGAUCACUCAAAGUGGAGUGUGUCAAUUCCAAAUGCGGACCAGAAUGCAUCCUGGAAUGGAGGGCAGGGAGCAGUGUGCUUUGGGGACAUGAAUCGAAUGGAGGCGCAGCUGUUCCGUGGUGGCGGGGCAAUGUGCUUCACAAACAAUACGGCCGUCUGGCAGACCUUCAGGGCGCUCAUUUUCGCAAUUGAGGGCUGUCAUGAUGUGCCCAAAACUUGA
Molecule: messenger RNA, 909 nt
Organism: Coccomyxa subellipsoidea C-169
Lineage: Eukaryota; Viridiplantae; Chlorophyta; Trebouxiophyceae; Coccomyxaceae
Exons: 5
Coding region: 1-909 (302 amino acids)
Biological process (GO): apoptotic DNA fragmentation
Molecular function (GO): deoxyribonuclease II activity
Source: RefSeq, a predicted model, not a curated record